CCAUUACAGAACUAGUGGUGAUUUCAAAGGGUCUAGGAUCCAAGGGCAGGAGGCCAGACCAUGUUGUGAGAGGCCCCACACUCUUGGCACGAACGCAUCCCCCUGAGACUCAUCAGGCAGCCACUGAUGUCCCAGGACCAUUUUAACCCACCCCAAAAUGUUUCUAUGGUUUCUGCAGUUCCUGAGGCUUCUCGGUUGGACCUAUAACCCUCUACCCUUGCUGUGAAUCAGAAUCGCUGAGGGAGCUUGAAAAAAAUACAGAUAUUGGGGUCCUGUUUGCAAAGAUUUCGGAAUCACUCGGUGUGUGGUGGGACUCAGAUGAAAUGGUUCCUGACGGAUGCCCAGGAGGUUCCAACAAAGGGCUGAAGGUCACAUGCGUAGAUGUGUCACCAGCCUAACUUUACAGAGCCCAAGUGUAAGAAUCCAAAAGUAUCUUCAGGAGCUGUGAGAACACCACACUGUAAAUAUAUAAAAUGUUAUCAAAAUAGCCUGAGUUUACCCUCUUCAUAUCUGAGUUUCUCAAUCCAGCAGGCACAUAGGAUAUUAUUCAAAAACAGUCUCCUUAAGAAUCUGACUAUCUGGCCUGCCAGGAAAUGCUUGACCACAUAGAAACUGUCACAGGGUCUGAUCCCAACAGAUGUCCUUGGAAAGCACCUGUUGAAGUGAACUCUGCCCUUUAAAUGGGAUGGAGUUUUAAUUUUCCAGAAGUAGUGGGCCCGUUGGAAUGCUAGAAAUGCCCAUUUGCUGCUUAUGUCCAUUCUAGUAAACCACCUCCUGAACUGUGAAGCUAAUCUCCUGGUUGUGUCGAUAAUGAGAGAAGUCUACAGAUGCCCUCAGGAUUGGCCAGCUGCCUCGUCUAUAGGGGUUUAUUAGAGGGAGCUGAGUUCAUGUAACCAGCCAGUCGUGAAAACCAGGUUGUCUCGAGAGUCUGUCAAGAAUUGUUCGAAUCUGGGACUGUGGUGGUAGAUUGGAGAACGUUAAAACGUCACCUAGAAACCUCACCUUCCUCCCAAGUGGAGAGUCUAAUGUGUGUUCGAUUACAAGGGAGGAGCUAAAGUGUUACACGGCUUAAUGCCAAACACGCCUUCGGGUGGCUGUGUCCAAAACCUGACAGAAACGAGCAGUGCCCGUGUCCCCGUCUCAAAGGUAUAUCAUCAUGUCUAUCUAUAGCGUGGACCGAGCCAGGGACCGCCUGGCCGAAGGUCACGGGUUACGCAUAGCUGUGCAAAUACUUGAUUACUGAGACAGCUGUAUCACUCCCUGACCUGACAUCAGUGAGACAUUAGUGACACGACUGUUACGCCUUCCUGCCCUUUCUAAAAAUAGUAGGGCCUUUGACAAGAAGAUAUUUUGAGCGUCUCGUCAGGGGAAGCCUAUCCUGGCCGCUCGCAUGGGUCAGAUCGGCACGGGGCACAGUUAGACUUUGGGAGCACAGCCCUCGCUUCUCCUAAAGAUAAAGGCCCUGGGACUCCCGGCUCAGAAGCCGUGGGUACACAUAAACGGAGGAGGACGCUUUUUAGGAAUGUGAAUGGGCUUCCGAAACCCUCCGUUUCGGACAUUCGCACCCCCGUCCUCAGCUUUUCGGAUCUGUUUUCAUAAACCCCGGCUGUGAUGUCGCUCCAGGGACCUCGGUGAUCUUGCCGCUUUCAGUGGAUACUAUCAGGAGCCGCUGGCAGCCUGUGGAUAAGGGCGACUAAUGAGAAACUGCCGUCCCCCAGCGGGACGGCCAAAACCAAACCCAGCAAAACCAAAAAUCCCCAAGCAAAACCAAAAAAGAACCGCCCCAGCCAUCCGUGCUCACAGGAAGACGCGCAGGAAAGCACUGCGAUGUGACUUUGGUCUGGUCAUUGGAUUUAUCGGUCACAUGACUGGCAGGCACCAGGUACCUGGUCCCAUUCUCCUCUGACCCACAAGUGCAAAUCUUGGUUAUUCUGCACCACUGGGACCAAAACAUUAUGAUGGUGAGGACACAGAGACUCUAAAAGCAAAGAUGGAAUCUGAGCAGAUACGAAGCCGAAGCCGCUUUCUUCGCCAACCUGAAGCUGUCUGACUUCAACAUCAUUGACACCCUUGGAGUCGGGGGCUUCGGACGAGUGGAGCUGGUCCAGCUGAAAAGCGAGGAGUCCAAGACGUUUGCCAUGAAGAUUCUCAAGAAACGCCACAUCGUGGACACCAGACAACAGGAGCACAUUCGUUCGGAGAAGCAGAUCAUGCAGGGGGCUCAUUCCGACUUCAUAGUGAGACUGUACAGGACAUUCAAGGACAGCAAAUAUUUGUAUAUGUUGAUGGAAGUGUGCCUAGGUGGAGAGCUCUGGACCAUUCUCAGGGAUAGAGGUUCAUUUGAAGAUUCUACGACCAGAUUCUACACCGCGUGUGUGGUGGAAGCCUUCGCCUAUCUGCAUUCCAAAGGAAUCAUUUACAGGGACCUCAAGCCAGAAAAUCUCAUCCUGGAUCACCGAGGCUACACCAAACUGGUUGAUUUUGGCUUUGCAAAGAAAAUAGGAUUUGGAAAGAAAACAUGGACUUUUUGUGGGACUCCAGAGUACGUGGCUCCAGAGAUCAUCCUGAACAAAGGCCAUGACAUUUCAGCCGACUACUGGUCACUGGGAAUCCUAAUGUAUGAACUUCUGACUGGCAGCCCGCCAUUCUCAGGCCCAGACCCUAUGAAAACCUAUAACAUCAUACUGAGGGGGAUUGACAUGAUAGAAUUUCCAAAGAAGAUUGUCAAAAAUGCUGCUAAUUUAAUUAAAAAACUAUGCAGGGAUAACCCAUCGGAAAGACUAGGGAAUUUGAAAAACGGCGUCAAAGACAUUCAAAAGCACAAAUGGUUUGAGGGCUUUAACUGGGAAGGCUUAAGAAAAGGCACCUUGACACCUCCUAUAAUACCAAGUGUUGCAUCACCCACAGACACAAGCAAUUUUGACAGUUUCCCUGAGGACAGUGAUGAACCACCACCUGAUGACAACUCGGGCUGGGACAUAGACUUCUAAUGUAUUUCUCUUACCUGCUUCUGCCUUGCUGAAGUCAGCUUUCUCUGAGACACGGCUGACAGCAAACCUGAGGGACGGAGAGAAGAUCAGUGCUCGGGGUCACCAUGAUGCCUUUGAUCGAUGCUGCUCCAGUAACUACAGUGGCAUGAGGACUUCUUGCUUAGACGACAGUAGUGCUCUUUACAUGUUUUCUGUUUGAUCCUAAAAAUAGCAGUUGACAUGGUGGCCCUGAAGCAAAGCCCUUCGCCAGUAAAGAGAGGUUUCCUGUCGUUGCAGUGGUCUUGCUUUGCUCGGACUGUAAUUUGAAAGACUGUAAGAAAUACUUCAACCUAGAAAAAGAGUCCGUACCUUGCUAGGAUGGCCAAGAUCAAAAAAUAAUGUGUGGGGUACGAUCGGUUGCCGUGGUACCAAAACGGGGCUCUUCCUUUCCUUCAAGGGAGGCCGUGGGAUCUAUUAGCGCAAGCCGGUGUCUAUACCAUACGGAAGAGGGCCACGCGUCUAUGGGUCACGGCGUUCAUGUCAAACCAGUGCUAGAAGUUUCCUGAUUUUGUUUCCCAACAGUGCUGAUGACGAGGCUGAAUGUUACCUUUCCUUUCUGACAGAUUUUAAAAAUCGAUACAAUCAAAGCACAACUGCUAUGAAGCCUCACGGCGGGUAUAUAUGCGUUUUCACGGAGGAUUGAAAAGAAAAAAAAAACAACCUGCAUGACAUUUGUUUGUUUCUUUUUUUGAUAAAUUGGCAUGACAGAGUGGAAAAAAAAAAAAAGCAAUUCACAAACCAUU
Messenger RNA from Acinonyx jubatus (cheetah), 3772 nucleotides. RefSeq names its product protein kinase cGMP-dependent 1 (gene PRKG1). The transcript is spliced from 10 exons. Gene Ontology annotation, biological process: protein phosphorylation. Bases 2139 to 2990 code for a protein of 283 amino acids. The record is from RefSeq and is a predicted model, not a curated record. Gene Ontology annotation, molecular function: cGMP-dependent protein kinase activity; ATP binding. Lineage: Eukaryota; Metazoa; Chordata; Mammalia; Carnivora; Felidae.